Cylicostephanus goldi is the source of this 444-nucleotide messenger RNA. The record is from the annotation of a GenBank genome assembly. NCBI's taxonomy places the organism in Eukaryota, Metazoa, Nematoda, Chromadorea, Rhabditida, Strongylidae.
AUGGGUAAAAACAACAAAGGGGGAACUAGAGAUUGAGUUGAGCACACUUGCUGCAAUCUGUUUAACCCACGCCCACCACAUACCAUACCAACACAUGUUGGUAACGAUUGCUUUAUCUACGAGUUACCCGAUGGAUCUACCCAUCCCAAACAACCGUCAGGAACAGGCGACGACCCACCCUACACCGUUUUGAAGAGCGCCGCUGACAUUCCAGAACAAAUCGAUGGAAUUUCGGGCUAUCGUCUGCGGCUUUACCUUCUCAAAAACAAAGCGCCACCGACCCUUUUAGUCAAAGGAAUCGAGCGAAGGCUCGAUGGCUACCGUGUGACCAUUUGCCGGCCACGUUGCACUUCAUACGAAGCCGUAGAUAAGGAUCCCGAGGUACAUCACUUAGCUCCUCAAGGCAUUUUUCUCACGAAAACUGGUCCCCAUGUGAAAAUCUGA